GUGUUUGUUUACUAAUGUAGUCUCUGCAAUGAAUUUUCCGAUAACAAACUGUCAGGUGUGUAACGCUACGGAAGAGGAUGGAUGUUUGUUUUAUUUUCCUAAAAGCAAAGCCAGGGCAAUUGCAUGGCUUAAUGCAUUAAACCUCUCUUUAUGUGUGAAUAAAGUAAUGGGACAUUAUAAGGUGUGUUUGAAACAUUUUGAAGAUAAAUGUUUCACUAAUACUUUGAAGCAGAAACUUAAUAGAAAUGCCUUACCUUCGCUGUUGCCUUCUAUAUCAGACGAAGCGGAACCAUUUACGACAAGUGAACCAGACUCAACAACCUGGCAAGAGGAGGUUUCCGAAAUGAAUGCCUUACCUUCGCUAUUGCCAUCUAUAUCAGACAAAGCGGAACCAUUAACGACAAGUGAACCAAACUCAACAACCUGGCAAGAGGAGGUUUCCGAAAUAAAUGCCAUACCUUCUCUAUUGCCAUCUAUAUUAGACGAAGCCGAACCAUUAACGACAAGUGAAUCAAACUCAACAACCUGGCAAGAAGAGGUUUCCGAAAUGCUGAAAUCUUUGGACAUGAAUUCAUGGGUAAUUUCAACUAUUGUUUAA
Molecule: messenger RNA, 598 nt
Organism: Chrysoperla carnea
Lineage: Eukaryota; Metazoa; Arthropoda; Insecta; Neuroptera; Chrysopidae
Exons: 2
Coding region: 29-598 (189 amino acids)
Source: RefSeq, a predicted model, not a curated record